AUGCUUCAAACAAUUCCCAUGCCAAGCCGGGAGCUGACUAUAGCUUUGGCUGUGCUCUCACUGCUUAUGGUCCUGGUGCAAAGAGCAGGAUCAAGGCGACGGGAAACUAAGCAACUUCUCUCUCUUCCCCCUUCACCUCCUUGCGCAAACAUUAUCGCUGGCCAUCUUCCCACCGUCCUGAAAGCAGCCAAGGAACAUCGCCAGCACCUUCUUUUCCAAAAGUGGGCCGAGGAAUACGGCGAGGUGUUUUUCGUUCAGCUCGGCACUAUCCAGGAGUACUUCAUCAAUAGUGACCAAGCCGUCAGAGCAAUCUUCGACAAGGCUGCGGCCCAAACAUCUGAGCGACCGCGUUGGAUUGUCAGUAACGAGCAGAUAUGCAACCGACUCAACCUUCUCCUUCUUAGCUCCAGUGAAAAAGCAUGGAAAAGUCAACGAAAGGCCACAACCUUUGGGCUGACCAACUUAAAUCUCGCCGAUGCUGGUCUUCCAUUUCUUCAUUUCGAAACGUUGAAGUUCCUGAAUGAUAUUGGUCAAAAUCCCAGCAAAGGCGCCGAUCCGCAAUCUCUAUGGUCGAGCAUUGGUCGCUACACAUAUAGCACAUUCUCGUCCCAGAUCUUUGGCCUGGAUGUCCCCGAAGACAAUAGCCCUGUCAUCGAUUACAUAUUCGAAACAGGUCUAGCCCAGAUUCUUGGUAUGCUCCCUGGCUACUAUCUAGUUGACACUUUCAACAUUCUUGACAAGCUACCACUAUUUCUAAAACCUUGGGAAAGGGAUGCAAAGUCCAGGCACAAGCGUGACUAUGAGUGGUGUUGUGAUAAACUGAAGAAAGUAAAGUCACAGAUUGAUGCCGGAGAGGCUCCGCCGCAUAUGACUUUCAUCCGAAGGGUCAUCGAAGACCCAAACCAUCUGGGACUUGACAGCCUCGAAGAUGCCUCGUACCUGGGCAUGAUGCUAAUAAUCGGGGCUUCAGAUACUAGUCGGAUAUCGACUUGGUCAUUCCUUGAGGCUAUGUUAACGUUUCCAGAUGUCUGUAAUAAAGCGAGAAAGGUAAUUGAUUCGGCUGUUGGAGAUAGAGUUCCCGUUUUCGAAGAUCUGGAACGUGUGCCAUAUAUUCGUCAGGUCAUGAAGGAAUCUUGGAGAUGGCGCCCUCCUGUUGCCCUGGGCCAUCCCCAUACGACCACUCGAGAUAUAAUGUAUAAGAACUACCGCAUACCAAAGGGAGCCAGGAUACAUUUGAAUGCUUGGGCAAUUCAUCGAGACCCGACACGCUAUCCGGAUCCCGAAAAUUUCAUACCUGAGCGUUUUGAGGGCGACACAAGAUCGAGCCAGGAGAGCGCUGCAUCCCCUGACGUUUCCAAAAGAGACCACUUUGUCUUUGGAGCUGGACGUCGCAUCUGUCCCGGUUACCACGUUGCGGAUAGAAGCUUUGCUGUCAGUGUUAUGCGUAUUCUUUGGGCUUUCGAUAUUAGUUUGAAGCCUGGAACAAAGCUUCCUCUUGACCCUCAAAGCUUUCCAGGCGAUAUGCCAGGUAAUCCUGGGCUUGAAUUGCCUGUCGUAUUGACUGUCAGGAGCCCUGAAAGACUGGAAACCAUUCAAAAGGAAUUCGAGGCAGCUGUUCAGAGCCGGGAAAGGAUGGAGCCAUUGGUUGGCUAA
Messenger RNA from Fusarium fujikuroi IMI 58289, 1653 nucleotides. Its product is annotated as related to O-methylsterigmatocystin oxidoreductase. The record is from RefSeq and is a predicted model, not a curated record. Gene Ontology annotation, molecular function: iron ion binding; oxidoreductase activity, acting on paired donors, with incorporation or reduction of molecular oxygen; monooxygenase activity. The transcript is spliced from 7 exons. Bases 1 to 1653 code for a protein of 550 amino acids. NCBI's taxonomy places the organism in Eukaryota, Fungi, Ascomycota, Sordariomycetes, Hypocreales, Nectriaceae.